AUGUGUAGUAGUAGUAUCUUUGUGUCAUCAUCAUCAUCAGCAACAAGUAUGGACAAUUACCAAGGUGAUUUAACUGACAUAAUCAGAGCUACUUCUACUGCUACUGCUGCUGCUGGAGCAUAUAGUACAAUAACUUCAUCAUCAUCUUCUGAACCUCUUUUACAACAUCAUCAUCAUGAUAAUCAGUGGCAUCAUAUGAAUUUCUCUAAUUCCAUUCUUGAAGAGAACAGAUCAGAAACCACCAACAACAUGAACAUGAACAUGAACAUGAAUAUGAACAUCUUUGGUGAUCCAUUAUUCUCAACUUUAAGAGAUCCAUUUUUACAAGAGCUUGAUCAUAUACCUUCUUCUUCCUAUUUCAACAUCCCAACUAGUAUAAUUGAUGUUGCAGCUUCUGGUGUUGGUGUUAGUGUUACUACUUCAUCAUCUUCUUCUGUUUCUGCUUCUGCUUCUGUUUUUGCACUUGAUCAAUCAACAUGA
This is a messenger RNA of Lathyrus sativus (Indian pea), 480 nucleotides long. The record is from the annotation of a GenBank genome assembly. NCBI's taxonomy places the organism in Eukaryota, Viridiplantae, Streptophyta, Magnoliopsida, Fabales, Fabaceae.